Molecule: messenger RNA, 1463 nt
Organism: Durio zibethinus
Lineage: Eukaryota; Viridiplantae; Streptophyta; Magnoliopsida; Malvales; Malvaceae
Biological process (GO): plant-type cell wall organization
Molecular function (GO): structural constituent of cell wall
Source: RefSeq, a predicted model, not a curated record
UUGAAAAAUGAUAGUACAUUUAAGUCGACAACAGAUUUGGAACAUUAUGUUAAAGUCUUUAAUCCAGCCUGUUAUGCACAUUUAAACAAGAUUAUCUGUUCCACAAAUGAUUGAAAACAACCCUAUAAAAAGGGCUAUGUACAAUUAGUAUUAUCAGGCUGUAACAAAAAGAACACUUCUUCUUCAGAUUCUUUUAAGUUUAAUUUCUAGCAAUCGAGCUUAAUUGCUAGAAAUGGCAAUGGGGAGAUGGCCAGGCUUCUGGCCUCAUCUCGUAUGUGCUUUGGCGUUCUGCCUUGUAGCCACCACUGUGGUAGCCAACUAUCCGGAGCACCACUUCAAUUACCCACCAUAUGGCUACUCUUCACCACCAAAGCAUGCAUGGUUCCCACCAUACCACAACUCCCCAUUCCCUCCAAAGCAUUUUUGGUAUCCCCCAUACUUCUACAUGUCACCACCUCCACCUCCACCAUCACCAUCUCCUCCUCCACCAUAUAUUUACAAGUCUCCACCUCCACCAUUGCUACCUCCUCCUUAUGUCUAUAAGUCCCCACCUCCACCAUCACCAUCGCCUCCAUCAUAUAUUUACAAGUCUCCACCUCCACCAUCAUCAUCGUCACCUCCUCCUUAUACCUAUAAGUCCCCACCACCUCCUCCUUCUUCACCACCCCCACCAUAUGUCUAUAAAUCUCCACCACCCUCUCCCUUUGUCUAUAAUUCUCCACCUCCACCAUCAUCAUCACCACCUCUUCCAUACAUUUACAAGUCUCCGCCUCCGCCAUCGUCAUCACCUCCCCCUCCUUAUGUCUAUAAAUUCCCGCCACCACCAUUACCAUCCUCACCACCUCCUUACUACUAUAAGUCACCACCACCUCCUUCACCAUCACCUCCCCCUCCAUAUUAUUACAAGUCUCCUCCACCAUCAUCACCCUCUCCACCACCUCCGUAUUACUAUAAAUCACCUCCUCCUCCCUCUGCAUCACCACCACCUCCAUAUUAUUAUGUGUCACCUCCACCACCAUCACUAUUACCUCCCCCUUUCCACCAUUACAAGCCUCCUUGUCUACCCCCAUUUCACCAUGAGCAUCCUCCAUUCCACUACAAAUCCCCAGCUCCACCAGCCAAGAGUCCUCCUUAUUAUUACAAGUCACCACUCGCCCCAAAGGGCUAUUGAUAAGCUGAUGGCUAUCUUUAACUCAGUUUUUGUUUAAGUCAAUGAAAGACAGUACGCAUUUACAUUUCAAGAAGAUCAGUUGUAUCACAGUAGACAAUGCAGGCUAAUAAGUUAAAUUCUCGCAAUGUACGAUUAUCCAUCCUGCUCCUUGUUGAAGUGAAUGCAAUCAAUUACUUUGGUAUUUGUUCUUUAAGUUCCAGUUUAGCCAUGGCAUGGCAUCGCAGUGUGGUUACUUAUCAUUUGCCUUACCAUUGUAGAUUCAUUAGAUACUCAAAACAUCUUUCCAAGGAGA